Medioppia subpectinata is the source of this 420-nucleotide messenger RNA. NCBI's taxonomy places the organism in Eukaryota, Metazoa, Arthropoda, Arachnida, Sarcoptiformes, Oppiidae. The record is from the annotation of a GenBank genome assembly.
AUGAUUAUGGUCCAUAACUGUUUUGAUCUGAAAACCCAUAUGUCAUGUCAUACACAACGUAUGGACUCAACGGGGAGCGCAAUUUCGUGGACAUUCCGUCAGUUGAUUGUGGGUCUAUUGGGAUGUAUUGGCUGUACAUUCCUCUAUGUGUUGCGAUCCAACAUAAGUGUUGCCAUCAUUGCAAUGGUUGAACCAAUUCAAGUGAUCCAUAUGUUCAACAACACCGGCACUCAAACUGAUGUUUGUUUCAAUACUUACAACAUUAGCACCAAAUCCAGGCCCACAUAUCACGGUCCUAAAUACCCAUGGAACGAAUCGGCACAGGGGCUGGUGUUGGGCGCGUACUUCUACGGCUAUACAGUGACACAGUUUUGCGGCUCAUAUGCGGACAAAUUUGGCGCCAAAUGGAUGACCGGUUUG